AUGCAAACCAACUACGAACAGGCGGAGGCCGAAGCGGCGUUGGCGGAGGCACUUCCGGCGGUCGAAGCAGCCCGGCACGCAUUGGACGAUUUAGAGAAAAAUGAUGUCACCGAGAUUCGAGCAUUCGCCACUCCACCGAAACCGGUACAAAUGGUCGGAGAAGCGCUGUGUCACGUGCUCCAGUCCGGUGAAAUUAGUUGGAAAGCUGCACGUGGUUUAAUGGCUGAUGCUAAUUUUAUCAGCACCCUUCAACAGUUGGAUGUGGAACAGAUCCCAGUAAAAAAUAUACAAAACUUGAAAGAUCUGAUCGCUAAACGAAAGGUCACCUACGAUGACGUUCGAAUGGCUAGUAAAGCGGGUGGCGGUUUCUACAAAUUCAUUCUGGCCGUGAUCACAUUUCACGAUGUGGCCCGUGAAGUUCGACCAAAACGGGAACGAGUGAAAGCACUGGAACGAGAGUAUAACAAAGCAAAGCGGGAUUUACAGAAACUAAAUGACGAGGUGGCCAGUUUGGAGGGUAUGCUGGUCUCAUUGCGACGUCAGUUUAACUCGGCUCAAAUGGAGAUGGAGAAUUUGAAGAAAGAAAUGGACACCAUGCGUCGUCAACUGAUGGCAGCACAGAAACUAACCGAAGGUUUGGGAUCUGAGAAGGAGCGAUGGAUUCAAGAAGUCGCCUCUCUGGGUCGUGAACAAAAGUCCUUAUUGGGAAACAGUUUGAUCGCGUCCGCAUUUCUAUGCUAUCUGGGACCAUUUACCACCGAGUUUCGCGAACGUCUUCUAAUCAGAGAAUGGCUGACUCCAAUAAUCCAAGACGGAAUCCCCGUGACUGAUGAUCUUCAAGUCACCAAAUUGUUGGGCACAGAUGUAGAAGUUGCUUUGUGGAAUUCACAAGGUCUCCCAUCAGAUGAAUUGAGCAUCCAGAAUGCGAUUUUGACCACAAAAGGACCAACCUGCCCGGUGUGCAUCGAUCCCCAAGGACAGGCAUCGCGUUGGCUGAAAGAAAUGGAACGAAACCCCAAAGACGAAUCUCGUUCUAUUCGUGCACCUUAUGACUUUGGUUUCACAGCCGUGUGUAAGAACAGAAACGGAAGCAGCUCGCACCUAAGUAUGUAUGCUGAUCUCACCAUAGAAGAGAAAGGACGUGAGAUUGUGAUGCUUGGAGAUCGUGAAGUGGAAUAUGAUCCAGAAUUUCGUCUGUACCUUGUUACCAAACUGGCCAAUCCGCAUUUCUCAGCGACAUUGUACAGUCGUGCUCUGGUGAUCAAUUACACAGUGACUCUCACCGGUUUGGAAGGACAGUUGCUUAGCGCAUUGGUGAAACAUGAACAUCAUGAAUUGGAAGAACGUCGUGAAGCGCUAAUCCUGGAAACCAGUGAAAACAAACGCAUUUUGAAAGAACUGGAAGACAGACUACUACUUGAAUUGGCCACACAGACAGGGAAUAUUUUGGACAAUUGGGAAUUGAUUGGUACGUUGGAAGACACGAAAGAGAAAGCGGUGGACGUGAGCAAACAAUUGGCUCAAGGUGCUAUCGUUUCCAAAGAUGUCGAGCGUCAAAGGGACUCGUUUCGACCGGCUGCCAGACGCGGUGCAAUCCUCUUCUUCGUGUUGGCCGAUUUGGCUAUGGUCGGACCGAUGUAUCAAUUCUCGCUCUCGUCCUAUCUAACAGUGUUUCUAAAGGCAUUGAAAAAGGCCAUGCCACACAGUUCGUUGCCAAAACGAUUAAGCAACAUUAAAAAUGCGUUGACUUACGCAACCUAUUGCUAUGGAUGUAUGGGUAUAUUCGAAGAACACAAAUUGUUGCUUUCCUUUGAACUGGCACUUCGAUUGCAACAGGACGAUAAUUUGAUCCGACCGAAAGAGUUAGCCUUUCUAGUACGUGGCAAUGUCGCGUUGGCCGAGCACAGUCACACUCCACCGCACCCGUGGAUACCUGAGACCGUAUGGCGUGAUGUGAUCUAUCUGGCUGCAUUCUUGCCUCGCAGAUUUGGAAAAUUGCCAAAAGAUGUACGGAACAAUGGAAAUGAGUGGAGGAAAUGGUUUGACGCGAAAAACCCCGAAGCAGUACAUUUCCCAGGGCGUUACGCCAAACUGAGCCCAUUUGUUCGUCUCUGUUUGAUUCGUUGCUGGCGCAUGGAUCGUAUUCCCAGUGCAGUGACUAACUAUGUGAUAAAAGUGUUAGGCAAAGCGUACGUGGAACCACCGAUCACCCAGUUGGCCGACGUGCUCACCUCGACCACACCGACCAUCCCGAUUGUCCUGAUUGUACAACCCGGUUCGGAUCCGCAAAGUCAGCUGACCAGUCUGGCACAAUCAUUGGAUUUAGGACACAAUCGAAUCAAGUAUUUGUCUAUGGGUCAAGGCCAAGAACCGCACGCGGAGAGUUUGUUUGUUCAGUGUGCAGCUCGGGGAAAUUGGCUUUUGCUGCAAAAUUGUCAUUUGCUGAUCCGAUUCUUACCCACUCUGGAGAAAAUGCUAGACGAGCUAAGCAAACCGCAUCCGGAUUUCCGAUUGUGGAUCACGACUGAGAUGGUCAGCAAUUUCCCCAUCGGAAUGCUACAACGCUCGUACAAAAUUGUUAUGGAACCGCCUAGUGGAUUGAAACAAAAUUUAGCCUCCGGACUGAGCAAGUUGUCUCACGAGCAAUUUGUCAGCUGUCCGCAUCCAAACUAUCGAUCCUGUAUGUUCACAUUGAUCUUUUUGCACGCAGUGCUACAAGAACGACGCCGAUUUGGCAAAUUGGGUUGGAAUGUGAGCUACGAUUUCUCCGAUUCCGACUUUUUGGUCUCAUUGCGAAUCGUGCAAAUUUCCCUGACCAAAUCGCAUGAAACGAAAACGGAAAUAUCAUGGGAUACGAUCAAAUAUCUCAUUGGUGAGGUGAUGUAUGGUGGAAGAACAAUAGACAACUACGAUCGCCGUGUUCUGACCACAUAUAUGGACGAGUAUUUCGGCGAUUUUCUUUUCGACACAUUUCAACCAUUCCGAUUCUAUCGGGACGAGAAAGUGGAAUAUUUCAUUCCCGAGGAACCGACAGGUUUUGCCAAUUAUAAAGAUCUCUACAUGGAAUACGUCAGUCAUUUGCCGGGGAAUCACAAACCCGAAGUUCUUGGUUUGCAUCCGAAUGCCUCGAUUGGCUACUCCGUUCGAUUUGCUCGCAAUCUGUGGUCCAGUUUACUCAUGUUGCUACCGGAGACGGAAGCCGUUGGGGGUAUUCCGUCUGCACAGCGUCUAAGUCAAGUUGCUGCCGUUGCCAACCCCAAUCAGGAAAAUGGCGUGGAGCAGCCUGGUUCCAUAUUGCCCAACGGUCAAGUGCGUCGAUCAAGCACUCGAUCACAACCGGAUCAACAGGACGGUACAUCUACAGAUAUGCCUGUCGUACCAAGUCAGGACGCGGUAGCAUCAUCUGUGGAUAUGGAACAACCACACCCCGCCGGUCAUGCGGAAUCAAUGCCAAACGAUCAGUCUAGCGGCCCGGCACCAGAGAGUGAUGACGCAGGCAGCACAAACGAUCAUGCGGACGAUGAAGACGACGAUGAUGAUGACAUAAAUGAGCGGCAUGAGGAAGACCUCACUGAACGGGCGCGUCGUCGUACACUAUCUGUUUCCGUCUCCACAACCGCACGCUCUUCUAUGUUAUCUUUUGGUGACCCAUCUGGUGGAAUGGCGGGUCCUUCGGGUCCAACUGCUACCAGUCGAGAACUGAUGAUUGACAGUUUGCUGAAUCGUUUGCCUGCAUUAUUUGACGUGGAAGGACUGCGUAAAAAGCACAUGGGAACAGAAGUCUCACCAACUAUUGUGGUGUUGAUGCAAGAACUGGACAGAUUCAAUCUGAUCUUGGGAAAAAUCAACAACUCACUGAAAGAUCUGAAAAAAGCGCUUGUCGGCAAAAUUGGCAUGUCCGAGGAGUUGGACGACAUAUCUCGUUGUUUAUCGAACGGAAUGCUGCCCGCCAGUUGGCGUCGCCUGGUUNAGUGGAUGGCUACAGGAAAAAGUGAACCUGCUGUCAUGUGGUUAUCCGGUUUGCAUUUACCCCAAUCUUACUUGACUGCUCUGAUACAAAAAGCAUGUCGUAAACACGGUUGGGCGUUGGACAAAUGUGCCCUACAAACCUCGGUUACUGAAAUUGUCCCAGAGGAGGUGCACACUGUGCUAAUGGCACCAGAAUUGGGUUGUCACGUGAGCGGAUUGUAUUUGGAAGGCUCAGCUUGGAGUGUUGAGAGUGGAUGCCUGGUACGUCAAAACCCGCGGGUGUUAUUACAAGAAAUGCCAAUUGUACGUCUUACCCCAAUUGAAAAACAUCGACUGAAGCUCACUGGCACUGUUCCAGUCCCAGUUUACAUAACAAGUCUCAGACGGAACGCCAUGGGCGAGGGAUUUGUGUGCGCAUUGGAUUUGCCCACCACGGAACAUCCGUCUCACUGGAUUCUCCAAGGAGUGGCUAUCCUACUGAACACGGACUGA
This is a messenger RNA of Echinostoma caproni, 4461 nucleotides long. The record is from the annotation of a GenBank genome assembly. NCBI's taxonomy places the organism in Eukaryota, Metazoa, Platyhelminthes, Trematoda, Plagiorchiida, Echinostomatidae.